Humulus lupulus (European hop) is the source of this 702-nucleotide messenger RNA. RefSeq lists its product as uncharacterized. NCBI's taxonomy places the organism in Eukaryota, Viridiplantae, Streptophyta, Magnoliopsida, Rosales, Cannabaceae. The record is from RefSeq and is a predicted model, not a curated record. The transcript has a single exon. Bases 1 to 702 code for a protein of 233 amino acids.
AUGCCCGAGGCUUCCACCCUAACGAAUGUUAGACAACAACCAGGAGAAUCACUGAAGAGCUACCUAGCGAGGCUCAAUAUAGAGGCGGCCCAAGCUCACAAUGUUGAUGACAGUGGUCAUCUUAUAGUAGUACGAGCUGGAGUACAACCAAGACGUCCUCUUUGGGACGACAUGCAAAGGAAGCCUGUAAGAAAAAUAGUUGAGUUCACCACUCGGGCUCAGAGGUUGGUCAAUGUAAAUGAGGCAAGGAUAGCACUUAAACUGGAUCCUUUGCCCUCAGUAACUAAAAUGACAAAUGUUAACUCCACCAUUACCUCGGCUACGCCCUCCACAACACAACUCUCAAGAGACAAUUCUUCUAAGAGAAAGAAGAAUGAAGGGAACAAUCCCGAGGCUGACGGGGGUAAGAAAAUGAAAGGAGAUAAACACUUCUCCAUUUUCACAGUAUACACCGAGCUCACAGAUACUCGGGAGAAUAUAUUUGUUGUGAAUAAGAAUCAGGUCCCCCUCAGGCGACCUGAUGGAAUGCGACAUCAGAGAACCAAUAGGAAUUCAAACAAGUUUGACAGAUUCCAUAGGGACGUAGGUCAUACAACUGAGGAAUGCAGACAAUUAAAUGAUGAGAUCGAAGGGUUGAUCUUGAGAGGCUACCUUGGACAGUAUGUCCGAAACUGGAACCAAGUCCAGGCUUCGCUUAGUUAA